AUGGAGAUGAAAUUAAUAUUAGAGGCAUCUUUAAUUGAUACGUUAACUUAUGAAGAUAAAUCGAUGAUAUCAUAUAAAUCUUGUAGCAAAAGGAUGAUUGAAAAUGUUAGGAAUCUGCUUGGAAAUUCGAUAAUCAAUCCACAAAAAUUAUAUGGAUUAGAUGGUGAUUUGGGAUUAUGGUUUACGUUUAAUGAUCUUAGUGUGUGUAAAGAAGGCGAUUAUAUGCUGCGAUUUAGGUUAUUCUAUAACGGACGGCUACCGAGUAUCGUUAAUGAUAUCGAAUGUGAAUAUAUCAGUGAAAUAACUUUCAUUGAAUCGAGACCAUUUGUCGUUUACAAAAAAUCUCAAUAUCCAGGGGACAUAGCGCCAACUUUAUUAUCAAUUAAUUUUUACGAACAAGGUGUGAAUAUUCCAUUAGGUUCCAGCGUUCAGAGUAAUCGUAAUAACAAGUUUGUUGAAGUCAUAUCCGAUAUCAAUGAAAAUGAUUACUUUGAAAAUUUAUAUGAAGACGACGAGUUCUACAGCGACUAUUAUGAAGAAUUCUCGGAUGAUGAUAAAAUGAAUGUGGAUGAAUCUUAA
This is a messenger RNA of Funneliformis mosseae, 579 nucleotides long. The record is from the annotation of a GenBank genome assembly. NCBI's taxonomy places the organism in Eukaryota, Fungi, Glomeromycota, Glomeromycetes, Glomerales, Glomeraceae.